UUACCCGUCCUGAUUCUUCUCGUCAUACUCCCUGUUGUCACAGCAGAAUGUGCGUCCAUUCCAUAUCCAAGACUGCUCAGAGAAUGUUACAAUGAUAUUUGCAAGAAAUUUCCAACCAAUGAUUAUCCUGGCGAACUGCCAAGCAUCAUUUGUAUCAACAAGUAUCGAUGGUGGACAGACUCGGAGUCGUGUCAUCCUCCACUACUUCCGACUACGUUGGAUUAUGUCCGAGAUUUAUCUGAAAGGGGUCACCACGGAAGGGACAAGAGGGAAGCAACAGUUCCAAAACGUAAAAGGAAGGAAAUCAGGAUGUUAACUAAACGUGAAUUAAAGAAGUACUUCAAAGCAUUAAAAAAGCUCAAGAGAAAGAAAAUACCGGGUACAAACGUUAGCGUGUACGACUCUCUGGCCCAUAUACAUAACGGAGAUAUCGCCAGGACGGCGCACAUUGGACCCAAUUUCCUGGGCUGGCAUCGCGUCUACCUGUAUGCGUUUGAGAACGCCUUACACAAAGUCCAGCCCGGAGUAAUUCUACCCUAUUGGGAUUGCACUAUCGAGGAGGGUCUACAAACGCCCAAACUAUCAAAUUUUUUCAGUAAAACUUUUCUUGGAAAGGCCGAUGGUAAAUUGAAAAAGGCUAAAUAUGGUGACAGUUCCAUUUGGAAUAUUGUAAGAAACAUUGAGACAGGUGGACCGCUACCAAGUCGUUUGGAUAUCAUAAAAGUUCUAACACGAAACCGAACUAUUGACAUAGUAGUUCCCUUUGCAGUCGCUCCUUAUAAUCUAGAAUAUCUACACAACGGAAUCCACACCUACGUCGGCGGCCAUUUAACUUCACUCAAUUUGGCAACUGAGGAUCCAAUAUUUUUUCUUUUGCAUUGUUUUAUAGACUAUAUAUACGAGAAGUUCAGACAGCGACAGAAAUCCCUAGGUAUCGACCCCACAAUCAACGUCCCAGAUCCGGGGGAUGACUAUUUGGGUGGAAAACAUCGGCCUUACGCUAACAUGUCCUUCUUCACAAACUACACGAACGCGGACGGAUACUCAGACUACUGGACUGAGGAAGUUUAUGAAUACGAGGACAGUCCUAGUACAUGUUACACGGACUGCGGAUCUCCCAAUCUCGUGUGUAUCAAGGGGUUUUGUUAUCCAAAAACUGGAAAAGGGAUGCCUGUCCCAAGAAAGUUAACGGAAGAGGAAUCGGAAUAUUUCAGAGGUAACAAAUCUAACGUUGAUAAUGUCAAUGAAACUGUAGAUGAGACCAAUAAUUCUACUCCGAACAAACGAAGAAAACGCAGUGCACAAAUUGAGUACGACACUGAAAUUUGUAGCGGGUCUCACUGUCCCGGGUCGGACGCUCCAAUACAAAACAUCUUUAGCAUCGACGGCGGACAAAGUGAUAUAGACGAAUGGGUGUUCAUCGCUGUAAAAGUUACGUUUUUUAGACCAAUGAAUCUACAUUUCAACACUUUCCAAUACCAUAACGACUCAAUAGACGACACGCAUGAUGUAUUUGAUUCUUUUUAUUCGAAGAAUUUACAAGCAUCUAUGCACGUUGGUCACCAAGGAACAUACCAUGACUUAUGUCGCGUAAACAGUGGAGGGGUAGGCAGGGUGUUCGUCCGGUCGGACGGACUUAAUUAUAAUGGCGAUUCCAUGGAAUACGCACUUGUGGACGAGCGACAUCCGGUCUCUACGGGAACAGCAUACGUGCCUGUUAAGAGCCCGGUUUAUUCUCCAACUGAAGUGUCGCUCAUUGCUUAUGAUGAUUGUGGCAGGUCAUGUCUUCCAACAUGUCUCGUUAAGGGUUCCAAUCCACCAAAAUAUAUUCCGUGUAGUGGAUGUGUACGAAUCGAUAACUCACCCCCGUACUGUCACGGAAAGACCGUGGCUGAUCUCAUCUACAGCAUGUGGCACUUCGGACGAGGAACCCAGACUGAUAAUGGAGAAUGUCCGUCAGUGAAAGACUCAGCCAUAUUUGUCAACUUCCUCUGUGAUUCGUCAGACGUAUACCCCUGGGACCGCUUUAAAGAGUAAUAAACACAAUUCAAUAUAGGAUUCUAAACAAAAAUCAGCUUUAUAUCACAAAAAAGCUUGUUCCAUGUUCACAUAAAACAUUUUAUGAAGAAAAAAAUGUUAUUAAAUU
Molecule: messenger RNA, 2146 nt
Organism: Mizuhopecten yessoensis (Yesso scallop)
Lineage: Eukaryota; Metazoa; Mollusca; Bivalvia; Pectinida; Pectinidae
Exons: 3
Molecular function (GO): oxidoreductase activity
Source: RefSeq, a predicted model, not a curated record